This is a messenger RNA of Tigriopus californicus, 798 nucleotides long. RefSeq lists its product as uncharacterized. Lineage: Eukaryota; Metazoa; Arthropoda; Copepoda; Harpacticoida; Harpacticidae. The coding region runs from base 143 to 733 and encodes 196 amino acids. The record is from RefSeq and is a predicted model, not a curated record. The transcript has 3 exons.
GGACAAAGACCCUAGAACUUGGUUUGGCAGGCCCGUUCUAUGUAGAGUGAUGUGCGUAUAUAAAUCCACAUCACCGCCGUUCUGCAUACAGUAACUUUUGAGCAUUCGUGUAAAACACAUAAUAGUCCUCCCUCCUUUUAUCAUGAAGGCGUUUGUCGCAGUGAUCGCACUAGUGGGAGUGAUCUCCCAGAGUGGAUUGGGCGUGUCCGCAGACCAAGGCCAGCAGCCUUACUAUUUCAUCAAGCCGGAGGGAGUCGAUUCGGCUGAGCAAUGCGAGACCUACGCCACCGAAAACGAGGUCGUCACCUUCAACUGGCCGGUGUACACCACCCCUGGGAAUUCCGAAAUCUGCAUUUACUUCCCCGUCCUGAGUCAAUGGUUGUUGCACCAAGGCGAGAACGUGGAUUGCGUGGGCGAGUGUUGCCGUUGGUUGCCUCCUCCUGCCAAUGAUGGAACCAAACCGGCCCCAUUGCCCGAGGCUCUGCUCAGUUGGUACGAGGUCGAUGCCUUGAGCGAAUGUGACAAUGAUGCUUCUGCAGCCAAGAACCCCUUCAUCAUUCAGGGCGGCCAGAACGGUGAGGAGCGAUCCAUCUGUGUUAACUCUCUGGAGUCUACCGACACUUUCACCAAGACCGUGGGCACAUUGGUGGGCUGCUCGCGCCCCGAGAACGCUUGCUGUGCAUUCCUCACCCCGGAAACACGAGAAAAGCUCGACGAGGCACAACCUCAAUAAGAAACUCGUCAUUUGUCACGCAAAGGUUGCUUUAAAAACUUAUCAAAUAAACAUCUGAAUUAUUA